Messenger RNA from Scheffersomyces stipitis CBS 6054, 1140 nucleotides. RefSeq names its product inositol pentakisphosphate 2-kinase (gene IPK1). Gene Ontology annotation, biological process: inositol phosphate biosynthetic process. The record is from RefSeq and is a predicted model, not a curated record. Bases 1 to 1140 code for a protein of 379 amino acids. Lineage: Eukaryota; Fungi; Ascomycota; Pichiomycetes; Serinales; Debaryomycetaceae. The transcript has a single exon. Gene Ontology annotation, cellular component: nucleus. Gene Ontology annotation, molecular function: ATP binding; inositol-1,3,4,5,6-pentakisphosphate 2-kinase activity.
AUGGAAAUCUCCAAGAUAACCAGCCCAGACGAUUGGUCGUACUUCGCGAAGGGCGCAGCCAACAUCCUCUUCAAAUACAACGGGCCCAACGACUACUUGAGACACAAACUACUUAGAGUAAGACUUCUCAAACAGGAAGACCAGUACAUUUCCACCUGCGAGCUCUACGACUUCAUCGAGCUCAAAUGCAAGCACCUAUUUCCACAGCAGAUCAUUGACAUUCAGCUUAUAGUGCUAACCACAGACUUUGUCAACCAAUUGGACUCCAAAGGAAACCAGUUGAUGCUAAAAGAAAGAUAUGGCUUGCUUAUUCCGAACAUACUUGACGGAGACUAUGAGAAACAGGUCCUACUGAAAAAUUGCACUUUGUACUACGAUUCAAAUUCAAGUACAACAAAUAUCAGCACGAAUUCAGAUACAAACAAGAUCGACUCUGUGAUCUUCGAAAUAAAACCCAAAUGGCUCUAUGACAACGUUUCGUCCAACUACUGCCGAACAUGCCUGUAUAACCAGCUUCGGCAAUACCCGAGACACUACUGUCCAUUAGAUUUCUUGUACAAACGAACUAUCGACACUGGCUUGGACGAUUUGUUCAAACCAAUUGCUCCCAAUAUUCUCGAGAAUAUCGAGAAUUCCAACAAAAUCCCUUUAAAGAAGUUGUUCCGCAACUUUCUCAAUAAUCCGGAAAAUGUGUUUCAAAAAUUGAAACAGUACCAAAGAAUUAAUUCCAAAAACGACCUCAUCAAGAACCUCUCUUCGCCGCUGGAUGUGCUGCUGAACCUCUCUUUGGUGAUGACUUUACGAGAUGUUGGGCUCUUUAUUAAGUUUGAAAAAUACAACCCCAACAAUAACGUUCACAAUUCACAGAACAACGUCAACAACUUGAUUGUACUAGAAGACGGCAAGUUCGUCGUUUCAUGUAAUAUCUACGACUUGGACUUGAAGUCGAAGUUGAAGUACAAACACUGGUUGGACGUUGAACUGAAGCUCCAGGGCAUUUAUAACUCCUCUAAUGAUGAUUGGAAGUACUGCGUAAGUUAUAAUGAAGCCACAGACGCAGACUUCAGCAGAGACUUGGCUAACGAAACUGUCGAUCCUAGUUCAAACAAUGAAGAAAUGGAAGUAGACAUAGGAAUAUGA